AUGAAAGUGGAAAAUUCGCGUUUCUAUCUGGACGAGACCGAGAUGUCGUCGGAGGAGCAGGAAAAGGGUCCGAUGAAGCAUUUCCGGAGGCUCUCCGAUUUUCUGCACAACUACAAUAAAGCCGAGUGUGCGUCUUGCGCCAAGGUGCAGCUCGAAAACGAGCGGCUGGAGACGGUGCUGCAAAUGAAGAUGGCCGAGUAUCAUUUGAUGGAAAAGGCGAUGAAUCGAGUAAAGGAAGCUUAUGUCGAGGCGUGCUUGGAAAUUUCUGAACUAAAACAACAAUUGGAGGCAAUGAAGAAACAGCAAGAUGACUGCGAGUCUUCGAACUCUACCCUGAGCAAAUCUUAUUCGGAGUCAUCUCUU
Messenger RNA from Mesorhabditis spiculigera, 363 nucleotides. Lineage: Eukaryota; Metazoa; Nematoda; Chromadorea; Rhabditida; Rhabditidae. The record is from the annotation of a GenBank genome assembly.